Serinus canaria (Common canary) is the source of this 2270-nucleotide messenger RNA. It is a transcript of the gene CCDC158, whose product is annotated as coiled-coil domain containing 158. The record is from RefSeq and is a predicted model, not a curated record. Lineage: Eukaryota; Metazoa; Chordata; Aves; Passeriformes; Fringillidae.
AUGGCCCAGAGCAAACUGUUGGAAAUGCAGCUGGAACAAGAUGCACUUCAGGAUAGCAGAAACAAAUCUCAGAGCCAAGAGCAUCUACAAAUAGAGUUUAAAAAUAGUACUGGAGAGCUGGAAGCUGCCAGCCAGCAGCAGGACCAGGUGCUGAGGGGGGCUGGCAGCCAAAAGGAGCAUCUGACUCAGGAGCUCCACAGCCCCAAGGAAUUACUGCUGGAAUCACCUGGCAGUCUAAUGGACUGCAGAGGCAGGGCAGGCAGGAAGCUCUGUGAGCAUGGGGACAUGGCCUGCCUGGGCACAGCAUUUUGUGGUGUCCUGCAGGAUCUGGACUCCCAGGUGUCACACAUCAAAGGAAAGCUGGUCCUGAACCAAGAGGAACUUCAGUCACUGACAAAAGAUUCACAGGCCCACAGAGAGCUUCUGCUGCAGCAGGAUCAAAGAAUAAGCAAGAACCCUGAAUUUAAUGUGUCCAUGUCAAGUCUGUCGUGUCUGGCAGCCAAACAGAGGCAUUGGGAGGCUGCUGAGCAAAGGGGCUCAGGUCUGCUGGGCUGUCUGCAGGAGAGGGAGAGAGCCCUUGGGGCUAGCAGCCAGGAGAUCAGGGAGCUGCAUUCCCAGCUUGGCAGCAGGGUGCAGGAGCUCCAGCACACGAGGAGUGAAGAGACCUGCUUACACAAGGUGCUGAAACUGCUCAUGUUGGAGGAGGAAAGGAUCAUUGAGGUCUUCCAAAAGCAAAUUGGUAACAUGACCCAGAUCAUGGGCCAGCACAGCCAAACUGCUGGAGCAAUGGAAGUGGAGAAAUCCCAGCUGAAAAAAGAAAUAAAUGACUGGAAACUCAAAGCAUAAGAGCUUAAGGUUGCAAAGGAAGAGAAAGAAGCCAGACUAUGUGAAAUGGAGGUCAGGCUGAGCGAGCUGGAGCUGGAAAGGGUUCAGCUGGUUAGCACUAAGAGGCUCAAGGCACUGAAUGAUGCAAAACUGGGCAAAGAUGAGCUCCUGCAGGAACUCCAGGCUGGCCAGAGGGAGCUAGCUGGCCUUGCAGAGGCAUUUUAAGAUUUGAAGGGGAAUUAUCAGGGUAAAGGUAAGGAAAUGGAAAAUACUGCAAACAGAGUGAAAAUGCAGUUGAAGUCAGCCCAAACUGAACUGAAACAGGCCAGGACUGCUCUAAAGACAAUGGAGGGAUCUGAUGGCAAUGCUCUGGAAGCUGCAGCAAGAAUGCAGAAGCAGAUCACAGCCAAGAGAGGACAGAUAGAUGCACUACAGAGCAAGAUGAAAUUCUUCAAAGCAGCAAUGGCAAAUGCAGCUAAGGAGAAGCAUUACCUCAGACACAAAAAUAGUAAACUAAGUCAGAAAUUGAGCUGUGUUAGAGUAGAGAAUAUCAGGAUUGCUGGGGACCUGGAGAUCCUGAGAUCACAAGACAAAUGGCUGAAAGAAAAACUGUCCAAGAUGGAGACAGCCCUUGAUAAGGCAUCCCUGCAGUUUGCCCAGUGCCAGUGCAUCAUCCAGUGCCAGGAGCAGGAAGCCAUGCACUGCGGGCUGCAGCACACCUUGGGUGUGAGAGAGUUGCAGGGCCCAGGCUACUCCUCAGCUUCUGCUUCAGGGAAGCUGCAGCACACUGUGCCUCUGUCCCAUGUGCUCUCUGCUGUCUGGCCACAUGCCCUGCACCUGCCCAGCUCUGCCCCUCAGAAGCCUACCAAGCUGGACAUUUUCAAGGAAGAGCCAUUGCAGGAUCUGAAGAGGAUUCUUCAAGAAUUAGCAUCUCAAGACAGUGAAGUUCCCUCUGUGGAUCUCAGCAGCCGUGGUGGGAGGAAAUCCCCUUUAACAACCAUGAGGAAUGCAGGGUAAGAAUAAUAGAUUUAUUUCUGUUGUGUGCUGUGUACUUACAGUGCCCUCUGAAACUGAGAUCUGGCUCUUGACAUGCUUCAGGAGCAGUGUGGGAUAUGUUUUUGCAAGGUCGGGUUUACACAUAAACCUGAGAUAAUCUGGAAGCUUCCAAAGCUUCUGUUGUUUGCCAGGUUACUCAGAUGCUUUAGGUGGAAGGGAAAUAGAAGGUAGCCACAUCAUUUGCUUUUAGUGCUUGCUUUUAUAUUUGUUCAAAACUCCUUUCUUCUUUUCCUGCCACAUGUAAAUAUCCAAAUGCAGCAUUUUUUUUUAGACCAAACACAUGAUAAUGGCAGCAGUUCAUGAAGUUGAAAAAUCAAUACAGCACACAUUCUGAUGUUUCUAAUCCAGAACAUAAGGAUACUUCAUAGAAGAAAAUGUAAUUCGUGAAU